ACUGAGUAUGCCUAUAAGUACAGACAGAUUUCAGUGUGCAUCUGAAUAUGCUAUUUUAUUAUUUUUAUAGGCAGGCUUUUUCUAAAAAGAUUCGCCCACGUGCCGUUUUUUGUUUGUGUUGUUGCUAUUUUAAUUAAGUUUAGCUUUGUUGGCAGUACCUUGGCACAGACGUGGUGAGAGCUGAGUCCCUGGCCACAAAGGUCUUCUCUGAAGCAGAAGAGGGCACAUUCCCCUUGGACAGUCUCGGUGGGGGGUUGACUUUGAGGCUUGCCAGAGCGGUAUUGACGAGGCGGUUUUUGAGCCAAAUGAAAAGCAGCCUGUUUGACCAAUUGCACUCCGUUUCUUCUCGGCUUGCAGGGGGAUCAGUAUCCCUGGGCUCCCAACCCUGCAUCCUCCCCUCAGCCAAAGGCACUCUUGUCCUCUAAGCCUCCCAUACAGCAGCGUUCGUGAGAGCAGCCAGAGCAGGGCUGCCUCCCCGUUCCUGCUCCUAGGAGCACAGGACUGGCCCCUGGACCCCUGGCAUCUGGGGCAGAAGCAACAUUAAAGCAGGGAUUGGCUGACUCCCACCCCAAAUGCCAAGCAGGCCAGGCACUGGGAGCACUUGGGGGCGUGACAAAUCCCAGCCUGUCUCCAGCUUGUGUUCCCUGGCCAGUCUGCCUUGGGCCUUGCCUCGCGAUGACAGACCCAUCAUUCAGCCUCAUUCAUAUGCUCAUCAUUUCAGGACUGCUCUGUUACUCAGCGUCCUGCUUAGCCCUUCCCAGCCUGGAUCAGAAGAAGCGUGGUGGCCACAAAGCAUGCUGCCUGCCCACGCCCCCGCCCCCGCCGCUGUUCCCACCGCCCUUCUUCAGGGGGGGCCGCAGCCCGCUUCUCUCCCCAGACAUGAAGAACCUCAUCCUGGAGCUGGAGACGUCGCAGUCCUCGUGCAUGCAAGGCUCGCUCGGCUCCCCUGGGCCUCCCGGCCCCCAGGGUCCACCGGGACUUCCUGGCAAGACAGGACCAAAGGGAGAAAAGGGGGAGCUUGGCCGACCAGGAAGGAAGGGUAGACCUGGCCCCCCGGGUGUUCCUGGCAUGCCCGGGCCUGUCGGCUGGCCAGGCCCUGAAGGACCCAGGGGUGAAAAAGGUGACAUGGGUAUGAUGGGCCUGCCAGGGUCAAGAGGACCAGUGGGCUCCAAGGGAUACCCUGGAUCCAGAGGGGAAAAGGGAUCUAGAGGUGAAAGGGGCGACUUGGGUCCCAAAGGAGAAAAGGGCUUCCCAGGGUUUCCUGGAAUGUUGGGACAGAAAGGUGAAAUGGGUCCAAAGGGUGAGCCUGGGAUAGCAGGACACCGAGGACCCACAGGAAGACCAGGAAAACGAGGCAAGCAGGGACAGAAGGGAGAUAGUGGAGUUAUGGGCCCACCUGGCAAGCCUGGGUCUUCUGGUCAACCUGGCCUCCCAGGCCCCCCAGGACCCCCGGGUCCCCUGUCUGCAGGACAACUUGUCAUGGGACCCAAAGGGGAAAGAGGAUUUCCCGGGCCUCCAGGAAGAUGUCUCUGUGGACCCCCUGUGAAUGUGAAUAACCCUUCCUACGGGGAAUCCAUGUAUGGGCCCAGUUCCCCUCGAGUUCCUGCGAUUUUUGUGGUCAACAACCAGGAAGAGCUCGAGAGGCUGAACACCCAAAACGCCAUUGCCUUCCGCAGAGACCAGAGAUCUCUGUACUUCAAGGACAGCCUUGGCUGGCUCCCCAUCCAGCUGACCCCUCUCUACCCUGUGGAUUACGCUGUAGACCAGCACAGCACCUGUGGGGACGGGGUCCUGCAGCCUGGGGAGGAGUGUGACGACGGUAACAACAAUGUGGGUGACGACUGCAUCAGCUGUCACCGGGCCUACUGUGGAGACGGUCACCGGCAUGAGGGUGUGGAGGACUGUGACGGCUCUGAUUUUGGCCACCUGACGUGCGAGACCUAUCUGCCUGGGUCGUACGGAGCCCUGCGCUGCACGCGGUACUGCUACAUCGACUCCACGCCCUGCCGCUACUUCACGUGAGGGCCCCGAGAGAAGGUGGCUGCGCCCCCGUCACCGGCAGCGGCGUCCUCGCUGUGCCAAACUGGCCUUCGCACCGUCCUGGUCCAGCCUCCACCAACCUUCGUGUGACAAAAACAAACUCCUGCUGCUAAGACGUGCUUUUAACUCAUCUGACUGGAAGAAUUUUAGGACCACCGCAUCCCGUCUUACUCCGAAGGACCAGCAAACCUUCCACGUGCCCAGCCUGGGAACCGUCCCCUACACUACCGUGCGGCCUGGCAGCCGCCACAACACCCUUCCUCUUCCAGAAAGUGGCUGACCUCGGCCGUGGACUUGGCUUAGCACUGUUAGACACACAGAGGCCUCAGGGGGGCUGUCAGUCUGUUUCAAUCUCUCGUCUGGGGCGUCUGGAGUCCAGGCGUGGCGCCCCUCCGACCCCCGGACCGCAGGCACACUCUCGGGGAUGGCCGCCGGCCCACGGGGUCUCCCAAGGCCUGUGAACCACGAAGCAGGGAAGUGGGCACCUUCUCUCCGUGUGGCUCACGGCUUUGGGCCCGCCAAGGGACCCCUCAGCUGGCCCAGACCCCACUGGAUGUGGCCCCCCAGGAGGAGACUUAACUGUGAAAAAGUACGGAGAACCCGCCAGACCCCUGCUGGCCAGCCGGGGCUGCACUUGCCACCAGCAGUGAGUGGCCCAGCCGCCGCCCCUAUUCUCCGCGCUUCCCAGGCGGCGGCUCUUGCGCUUUCAAAACCCCUGGCAGCAUCUUGACCUCGUGGCUCUCUCUGCACUUUGACCCUUGUCUUGCAAAUAAAUGUCCCUCAUGUCUAUUUCCCGUCCAGGAGACUCACGGGCACAGAGUUGACCUGCGCGAGUCCACACCUGCGCAGGCGGUGGGUGUUGCCUUGGUCCUUAGGGAGACACCUCCCCGGGCUUCCCACCUGGGGCUGGCUGCCCAGGACACUCUCCUGGCCCAUCUCCUCGCUUCUGCUGGCUCCUGUGAGUGCCCUGUGACCCUCUUUCGUGUCUGCGAGUUGGUGGCCUUGUCCUCAGGUCUGUGUGGCUGCGCUCCGCACUCUCUAUGGGAUUGUCGGUCCUGCGUGUCUGUGAGCUGCCCUGCACCGCCGUCUACCCGCAUGGGGCUCGGCUUCAUUGUGGAAACGCAUCUCCAAGGUGCGGUCCGCCCUCACGUGGGAUUUGCCCUUGUGUUACCAGGUGGAAGGACACCCUGGAGUUCUGUACAUAGCUGUUGAAUGAGCCUGAGUCUUGGGACGCAGCAGGCAGGAGCUUUGGGGCCAGCAGGCCAUCUGCUGGGGGUCUGUUGGGGGACCCUUUCUCCCCCAGGGGACGUCAGCCCGAGGGUGGUGUCUUCGGGGCAAGUGCCUUGGUCAGUCCAGUUCCCUAAGCCCCCUGCAGGUUCUGGGGAGACGUCGAUUCUGUGCUGCUUUGACCGCCGCACCGCGACUUCCGGAUGGGAAAUCGAGAAAUAAAGGCAGUUCAUUUCCCCGCUGUGGCUCUCUCUUCCUUGGGGCGUGGGGCCAGGGCCUCAGCAUUGCUGGAUAGUGAGGGGUCUGAAUUCAAGUCUGCUUCCCUAUCUCUGCAGAGGGUCGUAGCAUGUGGAAGCACUCCAGCUCCCUCAGAGACCAGGGAGGAAACUGAGGUCCAGAGAUGUGGUGAGACUUGCCCAAAGUCACGAAGCUCUGUCUUGCUUGCCCAGCCCUGCCCCAGCCUUGCUUUAGGACCUUGUCUAGGAUGGAAUGGAGAGUCAGGACUGACCUUGGACCUGACCAAGAGGGCCCUCUCCAGGCCCCUUAGACUGGAGGGUGCCACUCUGGCCCUCCUCUGGCCAUGACCCUCCCCACAGGGCAAGGUGUCCGUGGGCUUGCACGCCCCACUCCUGGGCCAUGCUCCAGGCACCCGCGAAGCCACGAUUCCUGCCCCAGUGGUCCUGAGCCUGCUUGCAGGCCUGCGCGGACCUCUUCCCCACGUUCCUCC
This is a messenger RNA of Microcebus murinus (gray mouse lemur), 3994 nucleotides long. Lineage: Eukaryota; Metazoa; Chordata; Mammalia; Primates; Cheirogaleidae. The record is from RefSeq and is a predicted model, not a curated record.